UCUCGAGACCACCCGCCGCAACCACUACGAGAAUUCUACGGCAGAAUCCUCCCCAACAAGGAACUGCCUGUCUCGGGAGAAGUCCCUGAUUCUUGGGCCCUGAUUACUACACGACUACAGGCGCCCAGCCAUCACUCCGCCGACCGGACCCGGAAUCAAUCAACAUCAACAAUCAUGCCCAUCCUGCUUGCGACACCUUAGCAACAGCAGCCUGGGCCCAGCUACAGCACAAGCCGGCACAAUGUCGUCGUCGUCAAAACGCCACUCCAUCCUCCCGCCCGUCGCACAGGCCGGCCCGAAGGCCCCCGUCCGUUUCUCCAGCUCCCUCGUCAUCGCCGACUCGGCCAUCCUCACGGGCGCCCACAUGAUCCAGCUGCGGACCGAGAGCCUCGUCCACCCGCGCGCCAAGAUCGAGUCCCUCGCCGGGGCCGUCGACAUCGGCAAGCGCUGCGUCGUGCACGAGCGGACAGUUGUCGGCGCGGCCCCUGCUGGAGGCGCCGCAAAGGCCGGCGGCAACGGGGCUGCUGCUGUUACCAUCAUGGAUUACUGCACCGUUGAGUGUGGCUCGACUGUCGAGGCGGGAGGCACCGUCAUCGGAGAGGGCACGAUAGUUGGCGUCGGCAGCCGGGUAGGCAGCGGUGCUGUUGUUGGGAAGUACUGCACACUCUCGCCGCGCACGACGAUCGCCCCUGGCGAGACCGUCCCGGACUACACCGUCGUCUUCUCGAACGGCCUGCACCGGCGCGACAAGCGCGACGUGGCCGACAUCCGCACCAGGGCGCAGGCGAGGCAGCUCGAGGUCCUGCGGAAGCUGAUCCCGAGCAACCCGGCAAAGUUCCAGUGAGCCAGCCACUGAACCCGGCAAAGUUCCAGUGAGACAAGAGCCAGGACGACUCGCGUGCGGCGGGACGUUGCUACAUGGCAACCGGCACAAAUACAUGUCUGCAAGCCGACGAGCGACGCGACGGGGCUCACGACGGUGCACGCCGUUGGUCAGACCCGCAAAGCCCUUCAACCAAUCUGCGCUAGCCUUUGUGCUGUGUGUCUGCGCCAGAGGGCCGUUUGACAGCGAUUCGAUAUUCCACCCAUCCAAUCACCAAGGGAUGAGAGCUGUCGACCGAGACAUAAAAGAGGAUAUUCGACUGUGUACGUGGAUCCGCCUGGCUUGUUCGAACGAGCACCGGGGUCUCCACAGUAGCGCUCGUCGCUCGUUUGGGCCCUGGCAGGGAACGGAUACAUUCUCCGGAGCUUUCACCAGAUGGUCGGCGGUGACCCGAGCGACUGGACAUGGCGACUCUUAUCACGUGCAGAGUCGUACACGAGUUGUGAGCGUGCGACUUGACCACUAAAUUCGUUGGCGCGCCCGCAGUUCAGAAGACACUGUGACCCGACAUGAAGCUUAACCUUCCAAAGGACAGGAUCGUGCAGACGCUGUCGGAGGCCACUUCUGCGCAUCAGGCCGAGGACUCGACGGACGAGUACCCGGGGAAGGAGUAACGCCCUCUGGAGAGUCUGUUCACGAAGUCAUCAACCAGCCCUGCUGAGAGACUCGCCACGAGCCAGAUCAUAUGGGGGCGACCAUCUAGAGGGAGAUUGGGUCUCCUGUUUCUAUGACGAAGAGGCCGCCAAGGUUGGGAUGUCUUGUGGAGGCACGGUUAUAGCCAACGCUGGAUGGUCGUGAGCGUUGAUGUGUACGUACAGUACAGGCUUCUCGUCUCGCCGUCCAGGAUAAUCUCCGGGUGUGAGAGCCGUCCUGGAGUGCACGGUAUAUCCGGCUGGGAAGUACGAGCAGACAAUGGAGAUCCCAUUCCACUACACGACCCAUGAUUGGAAUAUAAGUGCUGGCACCACAUUGUCACAUGUGGAACGAAAAAAAAAAAACGUCCCAGGGAUUCUGGUGAUCACUGCUGGCCAAGUGGACAUCGUCACAAUAUGCCGUAACCUACCCGCCCAUCCAUCCCCAGAGAGCAGCGGAACCGCCCACCGUCUCGCCUCGCCUCACCGAUCCAAUCCGAUCCGAUCCUCACGCCCCCGCGCCAACAACCCACUCCAACCCCCCAGCAACAUGCCGGAUGAAAUACUCCUCGCCAUACGUCUCGACCGUGUGCCCCUGGCCCGUGUACCACGCCCUCGCCCUUCCCUCAAAGGCAUGGUGGCACCACGAGAUCGGGUGCGUGGGCCUCAUGCGCAGGUACGCCGGGGUGAUGUCGUCGAUGUAGGUCUCGUCCAGCGUGGCGAGGACGGUGUAGUUGCUGCUGUCUGAUCCCACGUUGUCCCUGUACGAGUACCACUCGUCCGUGCGGCUGUGGCGCGUGGGGAGGCCUGCUGUGGACGGGUGGUUUGGAUCUUGGAUUGUUAUUGUGUCGGGGCGGAUGUUGCCGCCUUUUUUUUUUGUUGUUUUCGUUGGAUUAGUGUUUGUGUUUUGUGACCGGUUGAUGACCCUGUGUGGAAGGGGGUUGUUUUACCUGGGGGGUAGCGCUCUCUCUGCGCGUCGCUGCAUGUCCAGUCCGGGGAGCAUGGGUGGAACUUGAACUGCGUUUUUAACAAAGUCAAGUUCUGGGACGUUUAUUCUUCUGCGACGGGUCUCGUGAUAUGCGAUGGGUUCAAUAGAGUCUACUCACCUGGGACCCGACCAGGGUGGUAUACCAGGGCGGCGUGUUGUUCCCAAAGUCGGCAGCUUAUGUUUAAAAUUGUUCAGCAAACGGUUUAAAAAUGCGAAAGUCCACUUGGAGCAGUGCAUUAAAAAAAAAGGGAAGGGGGAAGGGGGUAGGGGACAAGGAACAACAACGAACCUGCGUGAAUACCAAGCCAAGAACCACCGUUGACGAGGAACUCGUACAGCCCGUCAAACUCGGGCCCGGAGAGGAAAUCGCCAGUGGUGUGGAGGAACGCCAGCGUCGUGUAGUUGUCGAGCGCCCCCGGGGCGGUGAAGACCGACGAGUCCUCCGUUGCCGCGACCGGCCACUGGUUCUUGUUGGCGAUGGAGGUGACGAGGUCGAUGGCGUUGGGGAUGCUGUGAGAAUUUGAAUUCGUAUUUGAUGUAAUAUUGGGACGUUUGAUAUCACAAUAGAAGUGGGGGGGGGGGCGGGGCUUGGGAACGUGUUGGGUUGGGUAAUGACAAAGGUUCUGCUUGCCUGGCGUGGCGGAACCCCGCCGUCUUGGUGAAGAUCAGGAUGCUUGGUGUGGAGGAUAUAGUUGCUGUGACCAAGUAAGUCAGUGGGAGGGAAGACGUGAUGCCUAGGCAGUCUAUGGUGAAUACGAA
Diaporthe batatas is the source of this 3262-nucleotide messenger RNA. RefSeq lists its product as uncharacterized. NCBI's taxonomy places the organism in Eukaryota, Fungi, Ascomycota, Sordariomycetes, Diaporthales, Diaporthaceae. Gene Ontology annotation, cellular component: dynactin complex. Bases 242 to 844 code for a protein of 200 amino acids. Gene Ontology annotation, molecular function: dynein complex binding. Gene Ontology annotation, biological process: mitotic spindle organization. The transcript is spliced from 2 exons. The record is from RefSeq and is a predicted model, not a curated record.